ACCGAGCGGUCAACACAGCGUGCCAUAUUUACUAACGACGUAAUUCAUUUCAUUUUUCUCAUUCUGUCUUAAAGCAUGGCACAAAGCAAUUCCUUUUCUCCACGAAGAUCAAUACCAAUAAGGCGUGUUGUUCUAAGUGACGCUUCACAGCUGCCCAAUGAUUAUUCAACGACUCCAGGAGGAACUCUUUUCUCUACCACUCCCGGAGGAACAAGAAUAGUGUAUGACCGUUCAUUUUUGCUCAAAUGCAGAGAGUCCCCUCUCGCCCAAAGCCCUCCAGCUAACCUUCCGGAUAUUCCGGGUGUGACUACUCCCAGAGAGGAAGAAAACAAGGAAAAUGGAAGGAAGGAUAGACAACCUAGCGAGAGCACUGAAACCGUUGAUGAACCCCAAUUCGCAAUGGACGUAUAA
This is a messenger RNA of Dimorphilus gyrociliatus, 411 nucleotides long. The record is from the annotation of a GenBank genome assembly. NCBI's taxonomy places the organism in Eukaryota, Metazoa, Annelida, Polychaeta, Dinophilidae.